UGCAGGAUGUCGGCACCUAGCCACAUCGCGCUACGAGUCAAGCUGAAUCAAGACAAUUUGAGUUCAGCUGAGGAGAGAUCAAAUGAUAUCAUAACUCAACUGGGAGAGAUAUUCGAGGGAGGGAAAAAUGUCAGUUCUGCGAGCAAAGUUGAUCCAGUUAACAUUCACUCUGGAUCAACCAAUUAUUCUAUCCUGCCACAUCUUCAAAAAUUACCACACCCCACACCUCAACCCGCCGCUAAAGCAUCGCCCAAGACCACUCACUCUGAAGAGGAGCGGAGUGCAGAGGAGCAGAGUUAUACUGGACGUGGUGGAAACCACCAAAUGGUUACCAUCAAAGAGGAGGAACCUCAAUCACCAGUUGAUAAAGAACGAGAUGAAGUAGAGCGGCACAUUGAGAAAGUAAGCAUCGCCGCCCCACACCGCGCCCCCACCUCUCCUCUGUUCCCGGGGAUAUCACGUGCAGUUCCCCACACCCCCGAGCAGUGCAGCAGCUCUGAUUGCAUCCACAAAUUCGGUCCACAAACCAGGGACUGCAAGCAGCCAGAUUCUGACUCGUAUAACCUUAACGAGUCUCGAGCCGAGGAUUCUGCGGAGUCAGAAUGUGAAACUGAGAGUGUUCACAAGCCUGAGCCACGGCUGGUGUUUGAGGAUCCCAGGGGCUCGUGUGUACCGCGUCUUAACUUUGACAGUUUGCCAGGUAACCAGUCCGAUUCUGAGGGUUCCUCUGCAAGGUCAGAUAGUUUGGAGUAUUUGAAGAACAUUUUUGGUCCUUCGUCCCCGUAUCCUUUUAUCAAUCCUUACUACUUGUACAUGAACCACUUUCAUCCAAAUCAGUUCAUUUCACCACGACCACUGGACGCAACGCAGGGAAUAGUCCGACCCACCGCACAGUACACCCCACCAUUUUCUAUGCCACCAUUCUCUCCCAUCCCUAUACACUCACCCCUUCAAGUAACACCACCAAAUACAACCAAACCUCGAACAAAAAGAAAAUCUGUCUCGUCUGCAGCUGCCAAGGCUCCAAAACGACCACGCCCAGUUGAUACAGAGCCAAAGCCAUCAAGGCAACAACGUCUCGUGUCGUGCAAUACCACUGAUCUAAAUGGGGUGGCGUGCGACGAGAAGUUUCACUCUUCACAACAGUUAGUGUGCCACAUUGCCAACAUUCACAAGAAAGAAGCUGAGCAUGUUUGUAAAACAUGUGCUAAGUUUUCUCUGGAGAAGUUGAUGUCGUGGCGAAGAAGGAUUGAAAAUGAGAAGAUGAAGAAUAACUUGGGCCCUUCGCUGAGCAUGGCAGAGGGAAAGUUUGACAUCAUUAUGAUCGAUAAAUAGACAUGGAACGAUAAAAUACAAUAAAAAAUUAUAAUCUUACUCAUUAGUUUUAUCCUUUGCUUAUAUAUUAUUCAAAUAUCGUUAUUCCGAUAGACUUUCAUGAUAGACUUGUGAAAGUUCCUAAAGAUUAACCUAAGUUUAACGUUUGAUACUGUGUAUGAAGCUUCUAAUACUGGUAUACAGUUAUAAAUUAUGAAUAGAAGGCGUGUCUGAGUUUUUCCCGGAAAGUCGGCCCAGGAUUCCUGGCACCUAAUCAAACGAAGUCUUCCUGAUU
Molecule: messenger RNA, 1609 nt
Organism: Bolinopsis microptera
Lineage: Eukaryota; Metazoa; Ctenophora; Tentaculata; Lobata; Bolinopsidae
Exons: 2
Coding region: 7-1335 (442 amino acids)
Source: RefSeq, a predicted model, not a curated record